AUGGCCACCUUAGCCCUGUCGCUGCGGGACCGGCAAAUCGCAUCCAUCCAAAGAAUCCUCAACCUCAAUCACGAAGUCCAAGCCUCCAGCGAUGCGCAGGCUGAUGGCGCCGCGGCCGUCAUCCCCCAGUCUACACCAAUCCUGAACGAAGACGGAGAUCCGAUAUGGAAAGUCCUAGUGUUUGAUAAUAAAGGCCGAGAUGUGAUCAGUAGCGUACUACGAGUGAAUGACUUGCGGGCGUGGGGUGUCACUAUCCACUUGAACAUAAACUCUGCACGAUAUCCGAUACCUGACGUACCCGUCGUUUACCUUGUGGAGCCGACUGCAGUGAACACGCAACUCAUCAAUUCAGACUUAUCUCGCGGGCUAUACUCCCCCGCCUACGUCAACUUUCUCUCGUCGGUACCGCGCCAGCUACUGGAAGACUUCGCAUCACAGAUCGCAACAUCGGGCACGGCAGAACAUAUAUCUCAAGUCUUUGACCAAUACCUGAACUUUAUCGUCGCGGAGCCGGAUCUGUUCAGCUUGGGCCUUGGUAAUGACUCGUACUGGAAGAUCAACAGUGCUCAAACAAGCGAUGAAGAUCUCGACAACAUCGUGGAUCAAAUUGUCAGUGGACUUUUUGACGUCAGUGUCACUAUGGGCGCUAUACCCAUCAUUCGAUGCCCGAAAGGCGGCGCUGCCGAGCUUAUAGCCACCAAAUUAGAUCGCAAACUGCGCGACCAUAUACUCAAUUCGAAGGAUAAUCUGUUUUCGAGCAACAAACGACCAGGAGCUGCCGUGCCAUCGUCGCGACCGGUAAUGAUAAUUGUGGAUCGGAAUGUUGACCUCGUGCCGAUGCUGUCCCACGGAUGGACUUACCAGUCUUUGGUGCAAGAUGUUCUGAAGAUGCACCUGAAUCGUAUCACGGUGGAGACGCUGGUGGACGAAUCGGACCCUUCAAAAGGAAAGACUAAAAAGGCAUAUGAUCUUAAUGCGACAGAUUUCUUCUGGAAACGUAACGCCAACGUGCCCUUCCCUCAAGUGGCGGAAGAUAUUGACGCCGAGUUAACAAGGUAUAAAGAAGAUGCCAACGAUAUUACAAAAAAGACAGGAGCAUCUUCAAUCGAAGACCUUCAAAAUGACACCAGCGCUUCUGCACAUCAUCUCAAAGCAGCCAUUACUCUACUUCCAGAGCUACGCGAGCGCAAAGCUACCCUCGAUAUGCACAUGAACAUUGCUACGGCGUUACUACAAGGGAUCAAAGACCGACAACUCGACAACUUUUUCCAACUCGAGGAGAACAUCAGCAAGCAAACCAAAGCUCAAAUACUAGAACUGAUAAAUGACCCGAGCAAGGGUACGGAUGCGUCCGAUAAACUACGGUUGUUUAUCAUCUGGUUCUUGACAACAGAACUGGAAUUGACAAGGGCGGAAAUGACACAAUUUGAGGAAGCGUUGCAGAAGGCGGGAAAUGAGGACACGGCCUCUAUUGCAUAUGUCAAGCGGGUACGAGAAAUUACCAGAAUGACCAUGAUGACGAGCUCGACUGGGGCUCCUCAACAACAGUCAUCCGACCUCUUCAAGGGUUUUUCGUCUCUUUCCAACAGACUGACUGAUCGCAUUACCUCUGGUGCUCUUGGCGCCAACUUCGACUCUCUGAUUUCUGGCGUCAAGAAUUUCCUUCCGGUCAACAAGGAUCUCACCCUCACCAAGAUUACAGAGUCGAUCAUGGAUCCUCAAUCCGCUUCCAGUUCGGCCAUUGCCAAGACCGAGAAUUAUCUCUACUUUGAUCCGCGUAGCGCAAAUGCACGAGGUGCCAUGCCCACAUCCUCCGCUGCGCGGGGCCAACAGCAGACCGGCGCAGGCUCCGCGUCGACGCCCGGAAUCACCGCUAGCUUCGGACAGCGUCGUCAGGCCUUUAACGAAGCCAUCGUCUUUACCGUUGGUGGUGGCAGCAUGGAGGAGUACGGCAAUUUGCAGGACUGGGUCGCUCGCACGAGCGGUCAACAGGGUACCACUGGUGCCGGCAGUGCUCCAGCCGGCGCUGCUGGUCCCGCCGGUACUAGCGUGGCUGCUGCAUCGGCCGGAACACACAGGAAGAGAGUUGUUUACGGGAGCACAGAGCUCAUGAACGCGUCUGAUUUUUUGACAGAUGCAUUGGGAAGACUGGGCAAGGAGAGUUGA
Molecule: messenger RNA, 2166 nt
Organism: Talaromyces amestolkiae
Lineage: Eukaryota; Fungi; Ascomycota; Eurotiomycetes; Eurotiales; Trichocomaceae
Exons: 3
Coding region: 1-2166 (721 amino acids)
Biological process (GO): intracellular protein transport; endoplasmic reticulum to Golgi vesicle-mediated transport
Cellular component (GO): cytosol; Golgi membrane
Molecular function (GO): syntaxin binding
Source: RefSeq, a predicted model, not a curated record